GGCUAGACACAGUGCCUUCCUCCCCUGCUUUGCUGCUUGUGGUUACUAGCUGACAGCAAUCACCUCCAUCCCACACUCUGGAAUCAGCCAAAUCCUUCCCACCUGGCUCUGGAGGAGGGACACCAAGGCGGGCAAGCAGGGUUCACAUACCCAGUCCAGGUGGUGCUGGAAAGCAGAUGGGAACCCUUUGGAGAACAACUUUCUUGCUCCUGGUGCAGGGACUGCAGAGUAUGUGGACUGGUGCCCGGGCUAAAAACCGUAGCUGCGUCUCCUAUGGAUCUAGCACUUUGACGGAGGGCAUGGAACACCUCCGGGGCUUGAUUUUGGAAGAUGGCCGGAAUGGCACCAUUCAGUGCCCCCACAAUCAGUGCUGUUUUGGUGUUUGGAAUGUGAUCCAGGGUCAGCUCCAGGCCCAGCUGAAAGGUUGCUGGAUUAGUGAAAAGAAAGCCACAUGUGACUCCCCAACUUGUGAGCCUCGAUACUCUGAGGAUGAGCUCACAUUGUCCUGCAGGUGCCGGGCGGAUAUGUGUAAUGAUAACAUCAGGCAUGAUGGGAAGAGAUCUGCUGACUCCAUGCAAAGUUCCACUGGGAUCAUCUGGAUCAUCUCAGUCUGCUCUGCUCUGUUCUUCCUUGGCUUCUUUGCAUUUCUAGUAGUUCUCAGACUGUGGAAAGGCCCUGCUUUGCCAAUGAGGCCACAAGAAACUGGGGAACUCACUAAUAUCACCACAGGAUCGGAGAGAUACAGCGAGAGGAAAUUGCCCAAGCAAGAGCUCCUGGAUCUCCAGUUCCAUAAGGUUCUUCAUGAGGGGCAGUGCUCUAAGGUAUGGCAGGGGACAUUCGGACAGCAUCCUGUAGCCAUUAAGACCUUUCCUCCUCCUUGCUACCGGGAGUUUGCCUCUGAGUGGGCUGUACACAGCCUCCCACUGAUGAGCCAUGACAAUGUGGUACGUCUUGUGGCUGCUGGGUGUGGUGGGCCAGACAAAGAACAAGGUGGUCUCCUGGUGUUGACCCUGUACCCAUUGGGGUCCUUGCGGCAUUUCCUCACUCAGCAUGUUUGCUCCUGGGAUGUUGCUCUCCGGCUAGGAUCAUCCCUCGCCAAAGGCCUUGCUUUCUUACAUGGGCAGCAAUGGAAGGAAGGUCUGUAUAAACCCGGGGUGGCACACCGAGACCUGAGCAGCCAGAAUGUGCUGGUUCAGGAGGACAGGACUUGCGUCAUCAGUGAUUUUGGUCUUGCCAUAACUUUGCCUGUGCGCCAUGAGCAAUGGAGGGGCCCCCCUGUAGAAGGCAUCAUCCGCAAGGCAGGGACCCCACGCUACACUGCUCCUGAGAUUCUGGAUGAGAGCUUGAAUCUGCAGGACUCGGGCUCAGCACUGAGGCAGGCAGAUGUCUACUCCAUGGCCCUGGUGUUGUGGGAAACCCUGAUGAGAUGCUCAAUACUCUUCCCAGAAAGCAGCACUCCUGAGUUCCAGCUGGCCUAUGAAGCAGAAUUGGGCAGCAACCCGACAUACAAUGAACUGAGGAGGCUGGCUGUUGAAGAAAGGGGGAGACCGGCCAUUCCACCUUCUUGGAGAAGGAUGGGACAGGUUUCUGUCUGCCUACAAGAACUUCUGGAGGACUGCUGGGACCCAGAGCCAGAAGCUCGCUUGCAAGCUCAAUGUGCCCAAGAUAGGCUGCAGAUGCUGGGUGCUGCAGAUGUCACAAAAGAGUGCUGUUGAGAUCCAAGUAUUAGCAUUCCACACAUUUUACUUGCCUGGACGUCAGGCGGAGGCUUCUUUUGCCUUUAGGGCAGGGCAACAGAGGCCCUUAGGGAAAGUCCUUCCAGGCGCAACUUUACUAUAGGAUCUAAUCUGAAUUCCAUCACAGUAGGAAGGAUGUGUCUCUUGGUCCUGUGAAGCCUAUGUGCCUCUGCCCACUUAAUCAACUUGAAGUAACACUGAGUAUAAACCUAGAGCUGCCAGCCUUUGGUUAGGAAAUACCUGGAGAUUUUGGGGGUGGAGCCUGAAGAGGGUGGGUUUGGGGAUGGGAGGGGCCUCAGCAAGGUACAAUGCCAUAGAGUCCAGCCUCCAAAACAGCCAUUUUUCUCCAGGGGAGCUGAUCUCUGUUACCUGGAGAUCAGUUGUAAAAACUGGAGAUCUCCAGGUCCUACCUGGAGGCUGGCAACCCUAUCACUGCUAGGGAUGUACAUUCCAGUGCAGCUGAUGAAGUCACCUCUGACUCCCCUGAGUUGAACUUUAUCAUUCCUAAAGAGCAUUUUCGUUAUAAAUUUGAAUGUGUACCGCUUAUUGUAUUUUUUAAUCUCAUUUGCUUAGAUACAUUGAAUUUACAAACAAUAAUUAUAAAAUAUACAAUUUUAUAUUGAUAAAAUACACAAUUUUUAGUUAA
Messenger RNA from Heteronotia binoei (common prickly gecko), 2382 nucleotides. RefSeq names its product anti-Mullerian hormone receptor type 2 (gene AMHR2). The transcript is spliced from 10 exons. Gene Ontology annotation, biological process: BMP signaling pathway; cellular response to growth factor stimulus; protein phosphorylation. Gene Ontology annotation, molecular function: ATP binding; transforming growth factor beta receptor activity. Gene Ontology annotation, cellular component: plasma membrane; signaling receptor complex. The record is from RefSeq and is a predicted model, not a curated record. NCBI's taxonomy places the organism in Eukaryota, Metazoa, Chordata, Lepidosauria, Squamata, Gekkonidae. Bases 177 to 1715 code for a protein of 512 amino acids.